CCCCCCUCUGACCCCUGACCUCCCGCCACCCGGAACCGGAAACGGGGAGAUCGAGGUUGAGGCUGCCAUGCAGCCACAAGAAGAAAAGCAGUUGGAGGCAUCUGUGGACGCCAUUAUCAGUCGGGUGGCUGAUUUGAAAAGCUCUUUGGCAGCUUUCAUCCUCAAAUUAGAGAAUGAAUUUGAACGAAUGAACUGGCCUUCAGUAUUGGAUAACUUUGCCUUGGUAUCUGGCCAGCUGAACACUUUGAACAAGCUCCUGAGAAAUGAAAAAACACCACUGUUAAGAAAUCAAGUCAUCAUUCCAUUGCUGCUUUCUCCUGACCGUGAUGAUGAACUAAUGAAACUAACAGAGGGUCGAGUUCCUGUUUUCAGUCAUGAGGUGGUUCCUGAUCAUCUCCGAACCAAACCAGACCCAGAAGUAGAAGAACAGGAGAAGCAAUUGAGUACAGAGGCAGCACGCUUAGCACCUGAUGUAGCUCAGAAACACAUCCAGUCAUUGAACAAAAUGUGUAGCAAUUUACUUGACAAACUUAACAACACUCGGGAGGAACGGGAGUCUGAGAGUGGAGCUUCCCGUCAGAACAAGCAGACCUUUAACCCAGCUGACACCAAUGCUUUAUUGGCCGCUAUUGGAUUUGGGAAAGGAUUGUCCAAACCAAUUAGACCAACUCCCCAAGGUGGACCAGUCUCGUCAGGUCAGCCUGUGCCAGGUGCAAGUCUCCAGGGUGGUCCAAAUAUAGCACAGGUGUCAAUACAAAGUGGGUCUAACCAACAGGGUAUGCAAGGCCAGGUUCCGCCACAGCAAGGUCAGCCAGGUAAGAUGCCAAGCACCAUAAAAACCAACAUCAAGUCUGCAUCAAUGCAUCCGUAUCAGAGAUGAGCACUGAAAUAUAACCCAACUAAGGCUGUCAAACAAUUACAAGGGAGUCUCUGAAGACCUCAACAAGAAAAUUGAGAUCACAUGGAAUGAGAGUUACUCCACCAAGUAAAGAAUCAGUUUUAAAAGGGAUCUGGUCAUAAAUUGACAUUUUUUUGGCUGGUCAAGAAGCCUGUGUGCAAAUAGAAUCUACUGUACUUAGGUUUUAUUUUCUAAACUUGGUUAAAUUAUACACUUCAGUGGAGGUGAUUCACUGAUCUGGCAUGUAAAACAAAUAUUUGCCUAUUGCUCCUGAACCUCAACAAGGUUCAUACAAGGGACAUUCCAGUAAUCACUAAAUCUGUUCCUAGUGAUGUCCUUGAGGUAGGUAAACUGUAUAAUUAAAAAUUAAUCACUUCCAUUUUUAUAUCUUAACCAGAAGGUUACUAUCAAUUUGCAUAUGAUCAAAUCUUGCAGAGUGUCAAAUUUUACAUUUUUAGAUCUGACUUUUAAGAGUAAGCCAGUAAUGUAAAUUGACUGACCUAGUAUGUGACCAAGUGUGGAAAGAAGGAGCUCUGGCAGAAUUGAAAUCAAUAGGAAUCGGGGCAAAACUUUCCACUGGCUGGAGGCACUCAACGCAUGAAGAAAGCUGACUAUGGUUAUUGGAGGCUAAUAGUCUUAGCCUCAGGACAUCACUACAAGAACUCCAAGGCCCAACUACCUUGGCUGCUCCAAUAAUCAUUGCAUCAUAAAAGUGAAGAUGUUCUCUGAAAAUUGCACUAUGUUUAGUAUCAUUCACAGCUCUUCUUAUACUGAAGCAGUUAAUUCCCAGGUCUUUUUGCAUGUGGAUAACAUGUAUGCUUAACCUGAUGACAUUUAUAUCAAACAAGUGCUAAAUAAUGUUUUCGCCAGUGAGUGUAAUGUAGUCAUCACCCCAUGACCUUACUGCUCUUACUAUCAUUGAAUCCCUCAGCGUCAAAUCCUAGGACAUAAUAUUCACGAGAAAUUAACUGCCCAGGCAUAAGUAGUGAGACUGAAAGUGCAGGCCAGCAAUGGAGAAUUCUCCAGUGAACAACUAAGCUGACUCCCCAAGUCGUGUCAACCACCUAUGAAGCACAAGUCAGGAGAGUGAAGAAUAUUCCCCACUCAACUGAAUGAGUGCAGCUGCAACACUCAAGAAGCUGGACACCAUCCAGAAUAAGGCAGUUCACUUGAUGGAGCAUGACUUAAUUGAAGUGUAUAUAGAUCCUGAACCAUCUUGAUUCAGUUAAUGUUGAAAUGACAUUUCCUCUUAAUGAAUCCAGAACUAGAGGGCACUAUUUUGAAAUUAGGGGUUGCCCUUUUAGGAUAGAUCAGUUUUGUUUUUCUCCUUGGGAAAAACUUUAGAACACAGUCUCAAAUGGUGGUGGAUACAUGAACAGUGAAUAUUUUUAAAGGUAGAGGUAGAUCGAUCUUGUGAAGCAAAGAUCAAAGGUUAAUUGGUGUAGCUGGGACUGUGGAAUUCAGAACAUGCAACCAUUGUCAUACUGAAUGACAGAGGUCAAGGUGCCAAAAGGCCUUUUGUUCCUAGUUUAUAUUCUAUGUCUGCACCAACACUUCACCCACCACCAAUGCAUAUAAUGCCAGAAUUGUAUACCAUCUACAAGUUUGAGAUGGCUAUUGUCUGGCAUGUGUGUGGUGCAAAUGCCACUUGUCAGCCUAAGGCCUGGAUAUUACACGGAGUAAAUCAAAUUGACUGAUUUUAUUGCUGGUGAUCUCUGAGGAGGCUAAGAUAUGUCAUCCACUUGUCUCUUCUGGCUAAAGAUCACAGCAAAUGCGUCAGCCUUAUCUUUGCACUUGCAUUGAACUCUUCAUUCAUUAAGAAUGGGAAUAUUUGUGGAGCUUCCUCCUCUGAUGAGUUCUUUAAUUGUCCACUAUCAUUUAUGAUUGGAUGUGGCAGGAUUUUAGAGUUUAGAUCUGAUCUGUUGGUGGUGGGAUUGCUUAGUGCUGUCUAUCACUUACUACUUAAGCUGUUUGGCAUACAAGUAGUCCUGUUUGGUGGCUUCACCAAGUUGAUACCUCAUUUUUAGUUAUGUCUGGUGCUGCUCCUGGCAUGCCCUCCUGCACUCACCAUUGGCCCAGAGUUGGUCCCCUGAUUUGAUGAUAAUGGCUGAGUCAGCAAUAUGCUGGGCCAGGGAGGGUACAGAUUGUACUGGACUACAGUUCCACUGUUGUUAAUAGCCCACAGUGCCCAUCUUGUGUUGAUAGAGCUGUUUGAAGUCUGUCCCAUUUAGGACGGUGAUAAUGCCACACAUGAUGAUGGAGGGUUUUCUCAACAUGAAGGUCGGUCUUUGUUUCCACAAGGAUUGUGUGGUAGUCACCCUGAUUGAUACUGUCAAGGACAAACAUAUCAACAGCUGGCAGAUUGGCAAGGAUGAAAUAAGUUAUGUUUUUCUCUCGUUAACUCCUUCACCACCUGCUGCAGACCCAGUCUAGCAGAUGUGUUCUUUAGAAUCCUGCCAAGUCAUUCUUGGUGGUGGACAUUAAAAUCCCCCAGCCAGAGUACAUUUUUGCACCAUUGCCACCCUCGGUGUUUCUUCCAAGUGUUGCUCAACAUGGAGGAGUCCUGAUUCAGCAGCUGAGGGAGGAUGGUAUGUGGUAAUUAACAGAAGAUUGUGUUGCCAGUGUUUAUAGAGGAACCUCAAUUAUCCGAAAGACAUGAGUGGGGAUUAUUUUGUUUGGUUAAUUGAAUGCCGAUAACACAGUUUAGCCAAGCAUCGGGACGUUCCAAUCUUGUUUGGAUAAUCAAGGUUCCUCUGUACCCUAUAUCACCUUAGAAGGACAAAAGCACCCAAUGUUUGGGAUUACCACCAUAAAUGCAAAUCCCCUCAUAAGGCAUUCCUUCUUUUAAGAGUUGGAACUGUUUUGCCAUUUCUUCACUUGUUGCAGUGAAAUCUUGGAACUCCCAAACAACAAAAUGAUUGGACUUGUACAAACCAGACUGCACUAGCUCAAGUUCUGGCUCCCCUUCACCUUUUCAGUUGCAGUGGCCAACAACGCAUGCUGACCUUGACAACUUUGUUCCAAGAUAAGGUAAAAACAUUAAAACCUCAUGUAGUUUGUAUUAUCUUCCCUCCCCUGCCACCUCUUUCAGAUUGUGGUUUGACCCCUCUCCUUUACCAAUAGUAUUUAAUGAUGGCAUCUCAAAAUAGUAAAGAAUUUUACAUUUGUCCUGUGCUCUGGAAGCUCACAAAUCUCCUAUGGGUAAAGAUGAUAGCCUUACUUUCAUCCAAUUAUGAAUUGGAUCCAAAUUUUAGAAAAAUUAAGCAUGGUGAGUUUACAAUUACACCUGGUAUAGAAAUCACUUAAAAAUAAUCUGCAUCCUGGAUUGCCUUCCCCAAGAUACACAAGACUUGUCCAGAUUUUCAUUUGCUAAAAUCAAAACACUCAGUCCUCUUUGGGAUUUGGAUAUGACUGAAAGAGAAGGGUCAUUUGAAGUGUAACCACAUCUGGAUGAAACAGGGAUAACUGGGUGAGACUUGGAGAUUAUAAGCACCAUAAAGUGGCAUUGGAGACAAAAGCAAGGAAAUUGAAAAUAAAGAGUAUGUUAAUAAUUCUACCAAUAAAUGUAGCACCACAAAACUUCAA
Hemiscyllium ocellatum (epaulette shark) is the source of this 4483-nucleotide messenger RNA. It is a transcript of the gene med8, whose product is annotated as mediator complex subunit 8. Gene Ontology annotation, molecular function: RNA polymerase II cis-regulatory region sequence-specific DNA binding; transcription coregulator activity. The record is from RefSeq and is a predicted model, not a curated record. Gene Ontology annotation, cellular component: mediator complex; core mediator complex. Gene Ontology annotation, biological process: regulation of transcription by RNA polymerase II. The coding region runs from base 68 to 880 and encodes 270 amino acids. Lineage: Eukaryota; Metazoa; Chordata; Chondrichthyes; Orectolobiformes; Hemiscylliidae. The transcript is spliced from 7 exons.